Lachancea sp. 'fantastica' is the source of this 540-nucleotide messenger RNA. The record is from the annotation of a GenBank genome assembly. NCBI's taxonomy places the organism in Eukaryota, Fungi, Ascomycota, Saccharomycetes, Saccharomycetales, Saccharomycetaceae.
AUGCAAGCAGUAAGGAGAGGUUUGGCAACACAGCGUCGUUUCUUGUUGCGAGGACCAGUUAUAACGACGAUGCAGUGGCGUAUGCCACUGCAUCGCACGUUAGCGUCCAAAUCCAACGAUACUUCAUCGCCUGGUGUUGCUGCUACAGGUGGACCAGGAUCUACAAAUGGCCAGGUCGUGCCGGCAGAGGUACUAUCGCUCAGCAUGGACGUUUACCACACUCGUUCCGAUCUGUUUCUCGAGUCUCUUCAGGACCAGCUCGAAAUUCUCAGCGAUGACCAUCCACAGCUUAUGCCGGACAUUGAGCUUACUCAGGGUGUCAUGACCGUUGUGGUACCCUCUGUGGGCACCUACGUUCUGAACAAACAGCCUCCAAACAAGCAGAUCUGGCUUUCGUCGCCGGUUUCAGGACCCAACCGGUUCGAUCUCUUCCGCGACCGGUGGGUUUCUCUACGCGACGGACAAGAUCUUCUACAAGUACUGAAUCAAGAACUGAGUCAGGUAUUUCCUGAGCCUGUGAAUCUGGAACUUGACGAGUGA